Ochlerotatus camptorhynchus is the source of this 3148-nucleotide messenger RNA. RefSeq names its product protein jim lovell-like. Gene Ontology annotation, molecular function: DNA binding; protein binding. Gene Ontology annotation, cellular component: nucleus. The transcript has 4 exons. The coding region runs from base 537 to 3080 and encodes 847 amino acids. Lineage: Eukaryota; Metazoa; Arthropoda; Insecta; Diptera; Culicidae. Gene Ontology annotation, biological process: regulation of transcription by RNA polymerase II. The record is from RefSeq and is a predicted model, not a curated record.
UGAGUGAAUCAAAAUUCAACCAAAAUAAUGGUAGUGAAAUCGCUUCAGUAGAAUCAAAACAACUUUCGGGAUUUUUGGUAGUGCAAACGAGAAGCGAAGCAAAAAAGCUGAAAUUAUGUAAAUUUACGUUUAGUGGCUCUAGGAAAAAAGAAAAAAAAGGAAGAAGCGGAAAAAUUAAAAGGUAGAACAAAAUUACAAUUAACUCGAUUUGUGCUUUGUGUUUGUUCUUUACUGUACGUAGAGAGUGAGAUGUUUCGGAAUUAUAGCCGUAAUGAACGAUCUUCUCUGCGUUAGAUGUCUAAUCACUGGGAAAUUUCGAAAAUUGAUGUGAAAUUUUUCGUGUUUGUGUGUGUGUUCGUGGAUUAGCAGCCAGCCAAGGAAGGAAAGAAGGGGAGAGAAGAAAUCAAAAUACACGUAAAGGAUUUUAAAACACUUCGCGUUUAAGGAAGUGCUUAAGACAGACACACAAAUUCAUCGACAUCUGUUAUUGAGACCCACCAACUGUCGCAUGCAGCUGAGCUAGACUUAACGACCAGAUGAAAGAAAAAUUCGAAAUCAUGACCGAUCAGGAGCACUAUAGCCUUCGGUGGAACAACCACCAGAACCACAUUCUACGGGCAUUCGAUACCCUGCUGCAGACCAAAACCCUCGUCGAUGUCACGCUGGUCUGUGCCGAGACGAGCAUCCGAGCGCAUAAGGUCGUCCUGUCGGCCUGUUCGCCCUUCUUCCAGCGAGUGUUCUCCGAAACUCCCUGCAAACAUCCUGUGAUAGUGCUGAAAGACUUCCGCGGAUGGGUUGUGCAAGCGAUCGUAGACUUUAUGUACCGUGGCGAGAUCAGCGUUCCUCAAGAACGACUCUCAGUACUGAUACAGGCCGGAGAAUCGCUACAGGUUCGGGGGUUGGUUGACCAUCCAGUAGCAGGUAACACCCCAACCCCAGCGCAAUCUCCCGAAGACUUCAGUCUGCUGGACUCUUCGCUAAUAUCGCCAACAUCACCGUCACUUCCGUCGCCAAACUUCACCCACCACCACCACCAUGCCCGCCACCCGCAUCAGAACUCCACGGCAACAAGCAUGUUGAGUGCCAGUACUCCAAAGUUACUGCUGCCACCACAGGUGUUCGCCGAUCCUUCUCUGAACCUGCCCAACCCAGAUCUCUGCACUUCACCCAUGCCACGACGAAAGCAGGCCCGUCCAAGGCGACGAUCAGGUGAUUGUGCCCCUCAGGACCUAAGUAGUAAACCCACCAGUCCCGUUCCCCCCAGCAUGGAUGAAAAGGAAGAUGAAGACAACGAAAUCGAUCGUGACGACGACGAAGAACUAGAAGAUGAAGAUGACGAUAUCAAGGAAAUCAUUCGAAGAAGCGAAAGCGAAGACAAAAAGGAUUCGAGUCCGCAGAAAACACCAAGUAAAAGCGAUGACAACGAAAAGGACAGCAAAAAUAAUUCAACCGCGUCGACAGCUUCCCUCUCCGUAAUGGAUGGACCCGAGAACCUCUGCAUGAAGAAAUCCUCCGUUUCAAAUAACAGUUCAAACAACUCCAGCAAUUCGAACAAAGACAGCAACUCUCGGUUAUCAGACCCAUCCAGCAUCAAGGACAGCUCUCCGGAAACGACGAUCGGUCGACUUUCGCUGAAGGACAUCCGUCAUCUGAAUAGAUCCUCCCUGGCCCGAUCCAUGAGUUCGCUAUCGCCUCCGCCUUCGUUUCACCUGAACAACAACCCUCCCUCCAGCCUGUCCCACCCGGAUAAACGGGUCAAACUGGAAGAUCGCGACGAUGACCGACUUGGCGACGACGAUGGGCCUCAUUUUUUAGACCACAUGGACCUGGCCUUAGCCUCGCAUCAGCACCCGCUAGCGCAUCUUUCGCAUCACAACUCCUCGCCGCAGCUACGGCCCCCGGGACUAACGCCGGAUGGUGAAAACAACAACAGCAGUAGCAGUAAGAACAACAACGGGAAUGCUGGACCGGGAAAUGGACCCAGCAGCAGGGACGGGAACAACGGAUCCGGUCCGAUGGGAGUGGGGAUGGGCGGUGGAGCGGGCGGCAAGGAUGGACGACUGGGUCCGAAGGAUUUUCUGCACAGUCCAACGUUAAAUUUUCCGCCGUUCUUCAACCAGUCGGAUGGACCGCCACGGCCGCCACACUCGCCCCUGUCGUUCCCGCACAUGCCGUCGGUUUCGUCGCUGACGCUAACGCCACCGCAUAUGUUCGGUCUGGACUCCCCACUCGGUCUGUUCCCUCCGGGCAUGGAGCCGGGCAAAAUGUACAGCCCACUGAUGGAAAUGUCCGACCCCCGUGUGAUGCACGACCAACCAUACCUGAAAAAGAAACUAAACCGACCCAAGGGGCAGCACUCAGCGCCCCGUGGUGGCCCACCCCGGUCAUGGACGAACGCCGAGCUGACGGAAGCCCUGCAGCACGUGUGGAACAAGAAGAUGACCACCAGCCAAGCGUCGCGGAUAUUCGGCAUCCCGUACAACUCGCUCCUCAUGUACGUCCGGGGCAAGUACGGCAAAAGCCUCAAGCUGGAACAGCUCCGCAAGGACUGCAUCAGUGGGCCGCCGAUCGAACUGCUCCAGAUGGGCAUGAACAACAACAACAAGGACAAGAAGGACGGCCAGGACAAGGACAUGCCUCAUCACCAUCCGGGUGGCAAUCCCAAUGGGAGUGGUAACGGUGGUGGUGCUGGUGGUGGUUCGGAUCAACGAGGAGGUCCCCGGUCGGCUUCCUCGGAACCAGAGCUCCUCUCGAGUCCAAACACGCUUUUUAAUCCCUUUCCUCCUGGAUUCUAUCCGGACUUUCCCGGUGGUUUCCCAGGGCUUCCGCUGAGUAUGCUUAAUCUCCUCCCUCCGGACCGGCAUCAUCCGGGUGCGCACCAGUUGGCGAUGAGCAUCGACGAGGACUGCAAAAGCGACCGAUCGAAGCAAUCGAUGGACGAUGACUUCCCGCAACCGUUGGCGCUAAAUCGAUCCGGGCUGAGUGGAGGCGGCGGGGGAGGAAGCGGAGUGACGGAUCGAGGCGAUGGACCCCAGUCGGACAGUCGACGGGAAAUCUACCAGCAAAAUGGACAGGAUUAAUAUUUGUACUUUCUUGACCGACUCAAGGCAAUGCCGCGGUAUCCCAAGUGGGUGGGUUGAGAAAGAGU